This is a messenger RNA of Chrysochloris asiatica (Cape golden mole), 1170 nucleotides long. It is a transcript of the gene PGB, whose product is annotated as gastricsin-like. Bases 1 to 1170 code for a protein of 389 amino acids. Gene Ontology annotation, molecular function: aspartic-type endopeptidase activity. NCBI's taxonomy places the organism in Eukaryota, Metazoa, Chordata, Mammalia, Afrosoricida, Chrysochloridae. Gene Ontology annotation, biological process: proteolysis. The record is from RefSeq and is a predicted model, not a curated record. The transcript is spliced from 9 exons.
AUGAAGAUCCUGCUCUUGGUCUUGGUUUGUCUGCACCUCUCAGAGGGUUUGCAAAGAAUAAUUCUGAAGAAAGGCAAGUCUAUUCGCGAGGCAAUGGAAGAACAUGGUGUCCUGGAGACAUUUCUAAGGAACAACCCCAAAACUGAUCCAGCUACCAAGUAUUUCAGUAAUGAUGCUGUUGCUUAUGAACCCAUCACCAACUACAUGGAUUCGUUCUACUUUGGAGAGAUCAGCAUUGGGACCCCACCCCAAAAUUUCCUGGUCCUUUUUGACACUGGUUCUUCCAAUUUGUGGGUGCCUUCUACCUACUGCCAAAGCCAGGCCUGCUCCAACCACAACAGGUUCAACCCUAGCCAGUCCUCCACCUUCAGAAACAAUGGACAAACCUAUACACUGUCCUAUGGGAGUGGCAGCCUGACUGUGGUCCUGGGAUAUGACACCGUGACAGUUCAGAACAUCGUCAUCAACAACCAAGAGUUUGGCUUGAGUGAGAAUGAACCCAGCAACCCCUUCUACUACUCAGACUUUGAUGGGAUCCUGGGCAUGGCCUACCCAAACAUGGCAGUGGGAAAUGCCCCAACAGUCAUGGAGGGAAUGCUGCAGCAGGGUCAGCUUACUCAACCCAUCUUUAGUUUCUACUUCUCACGUCAACCAACCCAUCAGUAUGGCGGGGAGCUCAUCCUUGGAGGUGUGGACACCCAACUUUAUUCUGGUCAGAUCACCUGGACCCCUGUCACCCAGGAAGUCUACUGGCAGAUUGCCAUCCAGGAGUUUGCCAUCGGUAAUCAGGCCACAGGCUUGUGCUCCCAGGGCUGCCAGGCCAUCGUGGAUACUGGAACCUUCCUGCUGGCUGUCCCCCAGCAGUACAUGAGUUCCUUCCUGCAGGCAACAGGAGCCCAGCAGGCUCAGAAUGGUGAUUUUGUGGUCAACUGCAACAAUGUACAGAGUAUGCCCACCAUCACCUUCGUCAUCGGCGGGUCCCAGUUCCCUCUGCCUCCCUCUGCCUAUGUCUUCAACAACAAUGGCUACUGCAGACUUGGAAUUGAAGCCACUUACCUGCCCUCUCCCAAUGGGCAGCCCCUGUGGAUUCUGGGAGAUGUCUUCCUCAAGGAAUAUUACUCUGUUUAUGACAUGGCCAACAACAGGGUGGGCUUUGCCUACUCUGCCUAG